Schistocerca serialis cubense is the source of this 4858-nucleotide messenger RNA. Its product is annotated as E3 SUMO-protein ligase ZBED1-like. The transcript is spliced from 12 exons. The record is from RefSeq and is a predicted model, not a curated record. NCBI's taxonomy places the organism in Eukaryota, Metazoa, Arthropoda, Insecta, Orthoptera, Acrididae. Gene Ontology annotation, molecular function: DNA binding; protein dimerization activity. The coding region runs from base 380 to 2230 and encodes 616 amino acids.
UUAUUGGCUCGCAGUUCUAGUUCUCUGGCAGUUAUCGGGCUACCACCACAGAUAACCUGGAAGUUGGUAACGGAAUAACUGUGUGUCUAGACGUUCCUGACUCGGUGACUUCAGUUAAAGGUCGUAGAUCCCGGUGAUAUUUCCAGAGAGGGUAGUAACUGGAGCGAACAAAUAUUUUCGUACUGCUACGGGCCAUCGCGGAGAGGGGAUGGCAAAUAACGGGAAUCUAUUGUCUCAUUUCUCUGCAAUUCUUGGUGUUCCGGAACACUGGAACAGGUGUCACUCUCUUUCCGGCCUUUGGUUGCGUUAGAGGGUAUUGACUUUCGUUCCGCGUUCUUGUUUUUCUUUGUGUUGUUGCUUACUACCAAUAGUUGCCAACAUGAAGAGGUCGAGGACAAGCGAAAUGUGGUCAUAUUUCGAAAUUCUUGAUCGAGAGUUUGCGAAAUGUACUUUGUGCGGUAAGAAAUUAUCGUACAAAUCAACGACGACGAAUUUAAAGAAACAUCUCCAGAAAUCACAUUUAAUUGUGGAUUUCUCUUCACAAAGACCUUCGGAGCUAGAUUUGGGUGAAUCCCUUCCUGUAGAGGUGAUCCUUGGCACCAGUAGUGUGGAAGAGGAGCGAGCUGCUCCAGCCCCCUCAAUGCAGCAAGGUGUUCAAAGUUCUAUGACAUCGUACCUCUCCAAAAGGAUCGGAGUGAAUCAGAAAAAGAAGAUAGAUGAGCAACUUCUUCAGCUGUUCACUAAAGACUUACAACCAUUUUCAGUCGUUGAAGAUUCGGGGUUUCGGGGUUUUGUGCGGGCCCUUAAUCCUGGUUAUGAGUUACCAAGCAGGAAGCAUAUUUCAGAUGUAAUGCUGCAAGCAGCAUACACAGCAGCAAAGGAGAAAGUGGUAGACAAACUGUCAGCUGCGAAGACAGUUUGUUUGACCACAGAUUGCUGGACAUCGGCAGCAAAUGAAGGUUACAUGGCGGUGACAGGGCAUUUUGUGUCUGAAGAUUUCACCUUGCAAUCGGUGUUGUUAGGAUGUUCCCAAUUGUCUGGUGCACAUACUGCUCCGAAUCUGUCGGCAUCUCUAAUAGGCACGACAGAUAACUUCAGGCUGACAGACAAAGUUUUGCUGGUUGUGACGGAUAAUGCACCAAAUAUUAAAAAUGCAGUAUCCAUUUUACGGUGGAAACACUUUGGGUGCUAUGCACAUACACUAAAUCUUAUUGUUCAGAAUGCACUAAAACAUUUUGUGUCAAUUCAGCAGAAAGUGAAAACUAUUGUAGCAUUCUUCAAGAGAAGCUGCAAGGCAACAGAAAGACUGCUGACAUACCAACAAAAUAAUGGGGCAGGUCAUGUUAAAAAACUGGUGCAGGAGGUGCCAACAAGGUGGAACUCUACUCUGUAUAUGUUGGAGCGAAUAGUUGAAAUUAAAGAUGCAGUGAAGACUUCACUUGUACUAUUCACAGUUGAUUUUGAACAACUUACCGACGAGGAAUGGAACAUCUGCUCAGAACUCUGCUCUGUGUUGAAGCCAUUUGCACAGGUUUCAACACAGCUUAGUGCUGAGUCAUAUCCUACUGGCAGCCAAGUUAUUGUUCUGACAAGGGGAUUAUUAUCAGUGUGUGCAGAACUUUUGAAACGGCCAUUUAACAGUGUGACAAGGACUAUCAUUGAAGAAUUAACAAAAGGCCUGAAGGACCGUUUCCACAAUGUAGAGAUGAGCAAAUCUAUAGGAGUAGCCACUCUACUAGAUCCACGGUUUAAAUCUCUUGUGUUUGAAAGCCGAGUUGCAGCAGAUAAUGCAAAGAAACAGCUUAUUGAACUAGUAGCACAAAAGAUGGGUGACAGAAGACUGACAAACACAGGCCAGAGCCAUGAAACUGUGUCAACUUCAACCACCACUGAUCCCUUGUCAGUAUGGGGUGUCUAUGAUGCAUUUGUAAAAUCAACACAGCCCCAGGGCACUCCUCAGUCAGCUGCUAUUGUGGAAGUACAAAGGUACAUGGACAGCCCAGUUAUUAGUAGAAGUGAGGAUCCACUGGCCUGGUGGCGUGAAAAUCAAUAUAUUUUCCCAAAUAUUGCUAAAGUGGUGAGGGAAAAAUUCAAUAUAGUGGCCACUUCUGUGCCGUGCGAAAGAAUAUUUUCUAAAACUGGUAUCAUUAUAAAUGAAAGGCGAACACGGCUGAAGGCGUCCAAAGUUGAAAAACUUAUAUUUCUAAAUAUGAACAGUACUAACUCCUGAAUUUCCUGUUACAGGUAGUGGAUUCGAGAGGCACACCAACACCAGCAGAUGAGUCUCAGUUUAAUACUUGGGAUAUUAUAACAGUAAGUUACAGCUCCAGAAGUCAGUCACCAGCAGCAAAUGUCACACAGUUAUAAAAUGGGAAACUUGAAGAAUAAGUUAUAGCUCCAGAAAACCACCACCAGCAGCAGAUGUCACAGUUAUAAAAUGGGAAACUUGAAGAAUAAGCUCCAGAAGUCAGUCACCAGCAGCAAAUGUCACACAGUUAUAAAAUGGGAAACUUGAAGAAUAAGCUCCAGAAGUCAGUCACCAGCAGCAGAUGUCACACAGUUAUAAAAUGGGAAACUUGAAGAAUAAGUUAUAGCUCCAGAAAACCGCCACCAGCAGCAGAUGUCACAGUUAUAAAAUAGGAAACUUGAAGAAUAAGCUCCAGAAGUCAGCAGCAGCAGACAUCACACAGCCAUAAUGCGAGAAGUUUGAAGAAUAAUGUGUUAUGGCUCCGAUAGUCUUCCAGCAGCAGUAAAUGUUACACAGUCCUAUAGAGGCAAACUUGAAGUAUGAGGUAAUAGUGUUUUGCACAGAAUGGCAAACUUGACCUUUCACUUAAAAUGAGGUAUCGGCUUUGAAAUUUGGUCACUGGAUACAACUAUAUUAUCUUUCAUGUUGAUAGCAGCAAUCAUCAGAUUGCAAUCCAGUUUAGUACCUGUGAGGCAUGAGAUGUCAAAAAUACUUGUGGGUUAUUGGUAGCCUGUGUCGAGGCAUGUGGCACCUCAAAGUUUGUAAGUACAGUAGCAUUUUGUUUUCUGCUUUACUUAAAAAUUGUUAGCUGUAGCACCCAUUCUGACAUUUAAUUAUUUUGAAUUUCAAGUUUCUUAAAAUAAUACUGACAUCAGUUUCAUGUGUGUUAACACUAAUCCAUAUAUUAUUGUUAAUAUAUGCUAUUUUCCUCAGAUGUUAACUGAAAUUGUUUUAUUAUAAUGAUAACAACACUUCAUCCUUUGUAGACUUGCAGUAUAGGUUACCUGCUGAGAAAUAUUUACUGGAAGAAAUGGUUUCUUUGAAUAGGACCGAAAGGAAUACCACUGAAAAUGCCAAAAGUGAAUUGGUGAAACCUCUUGUGCUCAAUACUAAAUUUCAUUUGCAAAACACAGAAGUUUUCCUAUCUUUGUGGUGGAACACAACAAAUUCUCAUAAUUUUGCUAGUUUGUAUUCUAGAAAGGGUGCCAGAAAUGGAAGAGUAUAAUUUUUAUUAAAUCGGGCAUUACAUGUAAGUACGUUGGAGUACAGAAAGGGUGCAACUGGCCUUUCCCACUGUAGCCUGAUGUGCUCCAACAUGCAUUUGUACUGAUGUGCAGGUGGUUAUAACACUAGUAUCAAACUGCAUGGUACCCACUUACUAAUGUGACCUACCCUUGCAUGAUCUGCUGCAGACAGCAAGAUAUCCACUACUGCUCUUACUACCUGUCCAACAGUUGUGGAGGAUUUUUUACCCUUGGUGCUUGCCAUGACAUGUUUUGCCCUCUGCCCUUAAAAUCUCAAUUCUUGUUACAUUUUUCAUCCAUUUUCUAUCUCCUGAUGGACCUGUAUUGAUUAAAAAACUAAUCAAUGCAGAGGUGAUUGUAGAACUUUUGCUAGUGGCAGUGUGGAGGGGCUCCACUCUUUAAAAAAUGAAAUUACAUUGUGGGACAUGGAAUUAUUAUUAGAGGCUUUCAUGGACAUUUUGUUUACUGAAAAAGUUAGUCAUUAUGCGAGGUAUUUAAAUGUUAACUUCAAAUCUAAAAGUGCAUCAAAAGAUAAAUUUCAGUAAGUCUUUAGCAAGUUUCAGUAUCUUGCUUCACAUGCUGGAACCUCCAACUAUAAAAAAGUGUUUUGCAGAGAACAGCUAUUCAGAUGUUAACAUCCCAGAAUUUGUGUAAAAGAUAUCCCUUACAUUGUUAGUUUCAUUGUGGUCACACUCUAGUGUAGUUUUAUCAGCAUACAUAUAGAAGUUUGAAGAACAUAUUAAAUUAAUUGCUAGACAUGCCUUAAGUGAAUAUGUUUACUACUAAUGUGAGUCAGCUAAGUAGUUGCUGUAAGUUUUUAUGUUGUUUCUAAAGUGUCUUUAGACAAGGAUAUUUCUGCUGUUUGUUUCCUGCUCUUCUGUUUCAGAUAACUUCUCAUAUAUGCAGCAACUGCUGAAGCAGCCUCUGGCAGUUUAUUGAAGUUCCGUGAACAAAGUGUUGUGUGGUCUGUUUGUGUAAAGUGAUAAAGAAAAAUGUUAAAGUGUAAUUGCAUAUAUAUUUAAUCAUUAUUUUUGCUAGUGGUAAGACCUAUUUUCAUGUAAAUCAGAACAUUGUACAAUAGGUAACAACUGAAUGAGGCAGUGUAGCUAUUAACAGCACUGACCUCAUAUUCAGGAGGAUGGGGUUCGCUCUGUCUGGCCAUCCUGAUUCGGGUUUUCCAUGGUUUUCCUGGAUCGCUAAGGCAAAUGCCGGGAUGGUUCCUUCAUCAAGGCCACGGCUGACCACCUGUCCCAACCUUAAAGAGAUCCUUUAAACAUUGUGUGUAUACCCAAAUUUUGAAUUAUUGAUGUUUGUUGUAUUAUGUUGAGAUAUUCUUGGAUGAAAUAAAAAAGUUCAUACAUUUGUA